Molecule: messenger RNA, 633 nt
Organism: Ixodes scapularis (black-legged tick)
Lineage: Eukaryota; Metazoa; Arthropoda; Arachnida; Ixodida; Ixodidae
Product: CDGSH iron-sulfur domain-containing protein 3, mitochondrial
Exons: 3
Coding region: 168-605 (145 amino acids)
Cellular component (GO): intracellular membrane-bounded organelle
Molecular function (GO): 2 iron, 2 sulfur cluster binding
Source: RefSeq, a predicted model, not a curated record
AUCCAAUCCAGUGAACCGCACUUGCCCCAAGCUUGACUUGCCCGCUUGCCGCACUUGGUGGUUCUGUGGCGUCUGCUUUGACCUUUCUGCAAGCACGUGUUUACUUUAGGGGACGUUUUGUCCAUUGUUUCAUUGAUUUGUUGGGUUUGUGACUCCAGAAGUGAAGAAUGGGGCUACUUCUUCAGAUAUCCAAAGCGAUGUGGAGACAUCGGGGAGGAGGAAACGCACACCUCGCAGUGGUUCGAUGGUGCAGCUCCCCGGCGGAGCGCUUCCCGGAGCUGCAGGACCGGCCGGAGCAGCAGUACCACACGUCGUACAAGCAGGCGGGCAAGGGGCGCGUCUACGACAAGAAGCCCUUCCGCUUCGAGUGCAAGCAGGGCCACGUGUACCACUGGUGCGCCUGCGGCUUCAGCCACACUCAGCCCUUCUGCGACGGGUCGCACAAGAACCCGCACCUGAAGAUCAGCCUGCGUCCCGUGCGCUUCGUGGCCGAGGAGACCCGCCAGUACUGGUUCUGCAACUGCAAGCAGACGCAGCGCAGGCCCUUCUGCGACGGGUCCCACAAGACGGAAGCCGUGCAGGCCGCCGUCUCCGUCAUCAAAUAAACUCGCCACCGAGGCCGCCUCUGCCCCC